This is a messenger RNA of Zeugodacus cucurbitae (melon fly), 864 nucleotides long. RefSeq lists its product as uncharacterized. Bases 49 to 810 code for a protein of 253 amino acids. The record is from RefSeq and is a predicted model, not a curated record. The transcript has a single exon. Gene Ontology annotation, molecular function: oxidoreductase activity. Lineage: Eukaryota; Metazoa; Arthropoda; Insecta; Diptera; Tephritidae.
ACCCAAGCAGUACAGUGCAUUUAACGUCGUGAUAUCGUUUAGAACAUCAUGAAUUUAGACGGCAAAGUUGUACUUGUGACUGGAGCGAGUUCAGGCAUUGGAGCCUCAGCAGCUGAAGCCUUUGCCAAAUAUGGUUCCAAAGUGGUGCUCGUCGGACGAAAUGUAGCUAAUUUGAAAGCUACAGAGGCUGCCUGUAAAGCAGCCAACGGUAAAGCCGAACUACUCCCCAUCACAGCUGAUGUCACAGUGGAUGCGGAACGCAUUAUUAAUUCAACAAUUGAAAGAUUCGGACAGCUGGAUGUGCUGGUCAAUAAUGCGGGAAUUUUGGAGACUGGAAAUUUAUUGGAUAUAAAUGUCGAACAAUUUGAUCGAGUUUUAAAUACAAACUUGCGUUCGGUCUUCCUUAUAACUAAAUACGCCGCACCACAUUUAAUCAAAACCCAGGGUAAUAUCGUGAAUGUCUCCAGUUUAGCAGGACUACGUUCAUUCCCUGGUGGUUCUGUCUAUUGUAUGUCCAAAGGUGCACUUGAUCAAUUCACCAGAUGUAUAGCUUUGGAGUGGGCUUCGAAAGGUGUGCGUGUAAAUUCUGUUAAUCCAGGAUCCAUUAUUACCAAUAUUCAUCGGAAUUUUACGCCUGAAGAACGUAUCGCACAUUACAAACAUUCUAAGACAACAUAUCCAAUGGAACGUGUCGGUGAGCCGAAGGAAGUUGUCGAUGCUAUAAUUUUCUUCGCUAGCGAUCAAUCGAGUUUUAUAACGGGAGCGACUCUACCCAUUGACGGUGGCAAACAUGCUUUGUGUCCGCGUUAAGUGCUGUUUGAAUUAUCGUUCUAAAUAAAUCUAAAAUCAAUUAAUAAAUAAUAA